UCUUCUGAGCCAACACUGUCCUGUAUCUCAGAUGUUUUGUCAGGCACUAAACAAAAUACUAGCAAAAAUUAUGGCACCUCUUUUGGCUCCUCUUCUCUCCUAGCAUCAUCAAACCACCCAUUCGCUACUUAUUCAACUACCUCUGCCCCAAUCGCCGUCACUAUCGCCCCCACGACUACCUUCUCCUCGGCGAGACUUAAAGAUGACAUCCCUUUUCAUGCACCCUCCGAGCCAAAUCGUUUAGUUAACUCUAUUGCUCUUGGCCCCCAAAUAGCCGAUGUUGCCGUCGAUUCGAAAACCUUUGCAGAUGCGAACCUGUCUUCGACUAGUGGUCUCCACUCGCCACAGCCAAAGCGAAUCUCUCACGCCCGUGAGAAGUACAAACGACAGCGUGUGGAACUGUCUUCCACCUCGGGCGCCUAUCGAAAUUCGCCUAUCUCCGAUGGUGAUUCGGUCGGCAGUGGUAUUCACCAUUCCCAUGACUCCGUCGACACGGAGGAUUUUCUUUCGAAGACUUCACUUUCGAACCAGUUCUCCAAUUCACCUCCGAAUCUUCUCUUAUCUCUACCAGCUACUUCAUAUUUACCUUCUCCUAGUCCAACUCACAUGGAUCCAGAGCACUCUUCGGUGAUACAAACGAUCGCUAAGCUAACCAACGGACAAAUGGAGGGCGCGGCCAGAGAAGACCUUGAUCGAGGUGAGCUGCUGGUCUAG
Protopolystoma xenopodis is the source of this 714-nucleotide messenger RNA. The record is from the annotation of a GenBank genome assembly. Lineage: Eukaryota; Metazoa; Platyhelminthes; Monogenea; Polystomatidea; Polystomatidae.